Tetrahymena thermophila SB210 is the source of this 1626-nucleotide messenger RNA. RefSeq names its product Serine/Threonine kinase domain protein. Gene Ontology annotation, biological process: autophagy; protein autophosphorylation; autophagosome organization. Gene Ontology annotation, molecular function: ATP binding; protein serine/threonine kinase activity. The transcript has a single exon. Gene Ontology annotation, cellular component: cytoplasm; autophagosome. The record is from RefSeq and is a predicted model, not a curated record. Lineage: Eukaryota; Ciliophora; Oligohymenophorea; Hymenostomatida; Tetrahymenidae.
AUGUAGGAAAUCAAUACAUCUAAAAGGAAAUUAAUUGCUGAAGGGUAUUCAGGCAAGAUUUAUCUGACGCAUAUUAACUCAGAUAAUGGGAAAAAGAUGAAAGCGAUUAUAAAAAAGUUCAAUUUAAAAUGUCAAAAACAUUAUCAAAUAGAAAAGGAUAUUUUUCAAGAAAUAAAUCCCCAUAUUUUAUUCCCUUAAGUCUACUUUACAGAUGAUUAACAGUAUGAAAUUUGCAUGGAAUAUUGUAAGGGAGGAACAUUAUUUGAUUUAUUAAUUAAAUGUGGACGAUUUGAAGAAGAACUAGCCUUUAGAUAUUUCAAGUAGAUCUUGGAAGCCCUCAGACAUUUAAAAAAACACAGCAUUUGCCAUAGAGACAUUAAAUUGGAAAAUAUUCUUAUUUUGAGAGAUGACAGAAGAUAUCUUAAAAUUGUCGAUCUUAGCUUCUGUGCAAAGAUACUAAAAGCUGAAACUAAAUAAGAUAGAAGAUGCUUUCAUGAUAAUGUGGGUACUGAAGGCUACUAAUGUCCAGAAAUGCUCUUAGAUCAGCCUUAUAGUGGAUAUGAAGCUGAUAUGUUUAGUUUAGGAGUACUCCUUUUUGAAAUGAUUCAUGGGAAACCUCCUUUCUUUUGUGCCUCUAAGAAGUCAUGUGAAUUUUAUACUCUUUUUUGUGAUAAUCGAAAAUAAUAUUGGGAAUUAUUUGAGAGCUUGGCACCGAAUAAGUCGCCAGAACUAAUUUAGCUUCUUGAAUAACUACUUGAGUUUAAUCCUGAUAAAAGAAUAGCAAUGGGGAAGGUUUUUAAAUAGUAGUGGUUCAUAAAUAUGUCAAAAAAAUAGAAAAAUGAUGACAAAUAUAAAUUGGAUGAAACACAAAUCGAUUUUGGGAAAUAUAAAUAACUUAGUUCAGUGUACAACAAAUCAAAUUUUUUGACAUUUUUAAGCAGAGUAUUCUAGAAUAAUACUUUGAAUGACAGCUUAUUAAAAAUAAAAGCAUAGUAGAAACAAGAAAGUAAUUAAAAGAGCAACAAUAAAAUAGAAGGGAAUAAUAAUCAUAUAGAUUAAGUAUUUAAUAAUUAAAAUUAGUAGAAUAAUCUAUAUAGAGAAAACAGAUACGAAACAACUUAAAUAAAUCAUGAUUUGUAAUAUUAAGGUUUAAAUCAAACUUUUAACACAUUAUAAAACAAACAUUUUUUAAGACACUAAGGUUAAAAUAAUUUUAUGGCAUAAAACCCAACAAACAACCAAGAAAGCUUAAAAACUAAUUCACUGUCUCCUGAUAAAUUCCAUAACGUCAAAUAGAACCUGAUUGGCAACAUCUUAAAGACUAAAGUUUUAUACUAUGAGGAAGAAUAGAAAAGUGAUUCUGAUGAUUAGGAUAAUAAUAAAUAUUAAUAAGAAAGACUGAACACUGAUUAGGGUGAGUAAAGAGCUCAAAAUAUAUUUUAGCUAAUCAGACAAAAUUGCAAGGAUGAUAUAUUUUUGAGAAUGAGCUAUAUUUAAAUAUUCUCUAAACCUGUUGAUAUUCAGUAAAUAAAAAAAAAAUAUACUAAGACGCCUUCCAUCCCUUCCUAUCUUGGCAGAAUUCUAAUGAAUAAUAACUUUGCAGAAAUAGCAGGUUUCAAAUUGUGA